This is a messenger RNA of Vanessa atalanta (red admiral), 588 nucleotides long. Its product is annotated as protein D3-like. The transcript has 4 exons. The coding region runs from base 1 to 588 and encodes 195 amino acids. Lineage: Eukaryota; Metazoa; Arthropoda; Insecta; Lepidoptera; Nymphalidae. The record is from RefSeq and is a predicted model, not a curated record.
AUGAUCAAUUUAUUGGCGCUAGCUGAUGAUGUCUCACCUGUGAUAAGAGCAUUCGAAGAGUACAAUAUUGUGCCCGAUGUCAUUCCCAGAGCGCCUCCGUGUUUGGUUAAGGUGAAAUACCCAAGCGGCGUUGAAGUAUAUUUAGGCAAAGAGCUCACUCCUACUCAAGUUAAGGAUGAGCCAUUCGUGACGUGGAAUGCCAAAUCUGACAGCUACUACGUGCUCGUCAUGGUCGAUGCCACGAACAUCGAGAAUCGUAUAAAACGCGAAGUGCAACACUGGCUGGUUGGUAACAUUCCCGGUAACAACGUGACCUCAGGCGAGACAAUUUCUGAAUAUAUUGGUUCCGCACCUCUACCAAGAGAUCGCAACAUCUACGUGUUUCUCGUGUACCAACAGCCCGAGAUAUUGAUCUUCGAUGAGCCUCGUAUCUCCAACAGCUCUAUUGCAAAUCGUGACUGGUUCUUCGUUAAACAUUUUGCCACGAAGUACGGUCUUGGUGACCCCGUCAACGGGAACUUCUACGUAGCCCAGUACGAUGAUUAUGUACCCAUCCUUCAUGAACUCGUAAAUCAAAAUGACAACUAA